This is a messenger RNA of Knipowitschia caucasica, 1704 nucleotides long. The record is from the annotation of a GenBank genome assembly. NCBI's taxonomy places the organism in Eukaryota, Metazoa, Chordata, Actinopteri, Gobiiformes, Gobiidae.
AUGAAACUUAUUCCUGAUAUCAUUUUCAAGAAUAGAACUUUCACAGUUGAAUUGGUCCCAAAGACACUACCUGACGUACGAAAAGAAAGUGCAGUACUUAAUGUUCCCAAAGCAUGUGCACUUGUAAAGAGCAUAGCACUUGGACAUCACAUUCCAAGAGAAGACUUGUCAAGACCAAUCGUAAAGCGUAAGGCCUUCUCAAACGAACUUCCACCUCUGAAUCACAGUCAGUUCCAGGCAGUGGAUAAGGCUUUGAAUAGCACUUUUACACUUAUCCAAGGGCCCCCUGGAACGGGGAAGACCGUAGUUGGAGUGUACAUUUUGCUCUGUUUUUUGGAGAUAAACAAAGAGAAUCCCAGAAAAGUGAUUAUAGACGACAAGGACAAAGACAAGAAAGAAGUGAUUCUGUAUUGUGGUCCGUCCAAUAAGUCUGUGGAUGUGGUUGCAGAGUACAUGUUGAAGUUUGAGGACAAUCUGAGAGCCCUCAGAGUCUACAGUGAACAAGUGGAGAAUUGUGACUAUCCGUACCCAGAGAGUGUUCUUCAGUUCUCUACAAAGACACGUCCGGAGCGUUCCAAAAACAGUCUCAGGAAAAUCACGUUGCAUUAUUGCAUGAGAGAAGAUUCAAAUCCACAUUCAGGUGAAAUCAAAGCGUGGGAUAAAAGAAUUCAAGCAGCUAUCGCUGCAAAAAAACCCUUCACCGCAGAGGAAGUAAAAAAAUUCAGAAAACUCCUUGUAAAAGCUCGUAAAUACGAACUGGAGAGACAUGACAUCAUCCUGUGCACUUGCACUCAGUCGUCGACCCCGGGCCUGAUGCGUGCAGUGAGUGCUCGACAGAUCCUCAUUGAUGAAUGCGCCAUGGCAACAGAACCACAAGCUCUCAUUCCACUCGUCUCCUACAACCCAGAGAAGAUUGUGCUUAUUGGGGACCACAAACAGUUGCGGCCUGUUGUGAUAAAUGACCGCGUGCGGAAGCUGGGCAUGUCCAAGUCCCUGUUUGAACGCUGCUACACCCAAUUGGAAAAGAGGAGUGUAAUGCUGGAUACACAAUACAGAAUGCACAAGGACAUUUGCAAGUUUCCAUCAGAGGAAUAUUACGAGGGAAAGUUACAAACUGGAGUGGAGCAACGAAGCAGCGUGCUGCGUGUGGACAAAAAGACAAUGCCUGUUGUGUUUGGACAUGUCAUCGGAACAACUGUUCGCCAGGUGGUCAGUUCUUCAAAAGGCAACGAGAACUCCAAAGCUAACCGAGAAGAGACACAAAUAGUGGUGGCCAUUGCCAAAAAACUGACAAGAAACGCUAAAAUUGCGCAAAAAGAAAUAGUAGUUCUUUCUCCUUACAAUGCACAAGUCUUUGAAAUCAAGGAAGCGUUGAAAAAGGAAGAACUGAAAGACGUCAACGUGAACACCAUUACAACAAGUCAAGGAAGUGAGUGGCGUUAUGUGAUUAUAUCAACAGUCUGCUCCCUGCCCAGCAACGAGAUCAUGUCAGAACCAGACGGCUCAUGGCUCUCCAAACAUGUGGGCUUUGUUGGUGACGCUAACCAGAUCAAUGUGGCCAUCACCAGAGCCAAAGAAGGACUGUGCAUCAUAGGUAACCAGGAGUUGCUGAAUUGCAGUGGCGCUUGGACAAAACUGCUGAACCAUUACAAGAGGCACAACGCAGUGACGGACGCAGAGAAGAUUUCAGUUUGUCAACUCUGA